Notolabrus celidotus (New Zealand spotty) is the source of this 8443-nucleotide messenger RNA. It is a transcript of the gene hspa12a, whose product is annotated as heat shock protein 12A. Bases 325 to 2337 code for a protein of 670 amino acids. NCBI's taxonomy places the organism in Eukaryota, Metazoa, Chordata, Actinopteri, Labriformes, Labridae. The transcript is spliced from 12 exons. The record is from RefSeq and is a predicted model, not a curated record.
AUGUGAUUGGGAGGGGCGGACAGAGCAGCAGCAGCAGCAGCAGUCUGGGGUCCAACAUCCUCUCUGCUGAGGCUCACGUCCCCCCAUUUGCCUACUUCAAAAGCCUCCGGACCCCGACUCCCCUCCAUGUGCUUUUCCCACGGCUUGUCCAUUCCACGUGAAGCGGUGACACGAAGUGAAGUUUAAAGGAGACCCUGAAAGCAGCGUGGAGGCUGUGCUCGUGAAUGUUUUUCCUCUUUGGCCCGGUAUCCUCUGUAAACCAGGACCAUUGCUUGGUGUAGCUGUAUCGGAGAGAAGGCUCGGGAGGAGGUGAAACUGCGGGAGAUGAUGACUGAGAAAGAAACAGCGGCAGAGAAGAUCAUAUCAGAUGCGAUGGCCAACCCAUCCCCAGCCAAGAGUAUGGGCGACCCUGGAAUCACCCCGCUGUCUCCCUCACACAUCCAGAAUGACACAGACCAGGUCCCGUCGGGGCCGGCCUUCGUGGUGGUGGUGGCCAUCGACUUUGGCACCACGUCCAGCGGUUAUGCUUACGCCUUCACGAAGGAGCCUGAGUGCAUUCACACCAUGAGGCGCUGGGAAGGCGGAGACCCAGGUGUGUCCAAUCAGAAGACUCCCACCACCAUCCUGCUCACUCCGGACAGGAAGUUCCACAGUUUCGGCUACGCUGCACGCGACUUCUACCACGACCUGGACCCCAGCGAGUCCAAACACUGGCUCUACCUGGAGAAGUUCAAAAUGAAGCUGCACACCACCGCGAACCUGUCCAUCGACACAGACCUCCAUGCAGCCAACGGGAAGCGAGUCAAAGCUCUUGAUAUCUUUGCAUAUGCACUGGCCUUCUUUAAGGAGCAGGCACUUAAGGAGCUGAGUGAUCAGACCGGAGGAGACUUCGACAACAACGAUGUGAGAUGGGUGAUCACUGUUCCUGCCAUCUGGAAGAUGCCUGCCAAGCAGUUCAUGAGGGAAGCUGCGUAUAAGUCCGGCCUGGUGCCCCGUGAAAGUCCAGAGCAGCUGAUCAUCGCCUUAGAACCUGAAGCGGCAUCAAUCUACUGUCGCAAGCUCCGCCUCCACCAGAUGGUGGACCUGGGCACCAGGACCACCCAGAACGGCUUCAGCCCCACGGAGAAUGUGGGGAGCGGAAUGACCCAAGCUAAGGAGCAUGUUCGGCGCAACCGGCAGAGCCGCACAUUUAUGGUGGAAAAUGUCGUAGGGGAGCUUUGGUCGGAGCUGGAAGAAGGUGACCGUUACGUGGUGGUGGACUGUGGGGGAGGAACAGUGGACCUGACAGUCCAUCAGAUCCGUCUCCCAGAGGGACAUCUAAAGGAGCUCUACAAGGCCUCAGGUGGUCCCUACGGCUCCAUUGGGAUUGAUUAUGAGUUUGAGAAGCUGCUGUGUAAGAUCUUUGGCCAGGACUUCAUCGACCAGUUUAAGAUUAAGAGGCCAGCAGCCUGGGUGGACCUGAUGAUCGCGUUCGAAUCCCGGAAGAGGGCAGCCGCCCCUGACAGAACCAACCCGCUCAACAUAAACCUGCCCUUCUCCUUCAUCGACUACUACAAGAAGUUCAGGGGUCACAGUGUGGAGCACGCCCUGCGCAAGAGCAACGUGGACUUUGUGAAGUGGUCGUCUCAGGGAAUGCUGAGGAUGAAUCCAGAUGCGAUGAACUCUCUCUUCAAGCCCACCAUCGACCACAUCAUCCAACAUCUCACUGAGCUGUUCGAGAAGCCCGAGGUGUGCGACAUUAAGUUCCUGUUCUUGGUGGGAGGCUUCGCUGAGUCUCCUCUUCUUCAACAAGCCGUCCAGAACAUGCUGCAGGGCCGCAGCCGCAUCAUCAUCCCCCACGACGUCGGCCUCACCAUCCUGAAGGGCGCCGUGCUGUUCGGCCUUGACCCCAGCGUCAUCAAAGUGCGCCGCUCCCCCCUCACGUACGGCGUGGGCGUCCUCAAUCGCUUCGUGGAGGGCAAGCACCCGCCGGAGAAGCUGCUGGUGAAGGAUGGCACGCGCUGGUGCACUGACGUCUUCGACACCUUCAUCGCCGCCGACCAGUCUGUGGCUCUGGGUGAGAGCGUGAAGAGGAGCUACACGCCGGCCAAACCGUCUCAGCAGGUCAUCGUCAUCCACGUCUACUGCUCCGAGAAGGAGAGGGUGGGCUUCAUCAGCGAGAGCAGCGUCAAGAAGUGUGGGACACUUCGCCUGGAUGUUAGCGGAACGGAAAGUUCGGCACCACGCCGAGAGAUCCAGACGCUCAUGCAGUUUGGAGACACGGAGAUCCGAGCCAUGGCGGUGGACGUGUCCACCGGACGCACCGUCAAAGCUAGCAUUGACUUCCUAAGCCAUUAAGAAGGGAACAAAGGGUUAAUGUUAAAGUGAAGGAAGCAGAAACAUAAACACACACACACACACACACACACACACACACACACACACAGAACAAGCUGGAGGUAUUUACUGGAGGAGGUUAAUGUUACUGAAUCUUGAUGCUCGGUCAGAGCGUGGAUGUAAGACGGUGUGAGUAAAGAUUCAGGAUGAAGGGAAAGUUCAGUGUGUUUAAGGUCAGUCACUUCACUCGGUACCUGAGGAGCUCCAAAGCGUUCACUCACUCAUAUUAAACCCAUCAUCACCCCGCGCUGAGGCUGCAGCUUAGCUGAGUCAGGUUUGAGUCCCUGACAGAGAAGAUAAAGGCUUAUUCACUGUUAGAGCUUGAUCCCGCAGUCCAUUCUGUCCAUCCGUCCAGCAGAGACAAUGUUUUUAUGAUUUAAGAAUCAAAGCUCACAGUAUCAUUGAACUGUGGUUGAAGGUCUUCAUACUGCUCAUGCUCUACACUUCUUUAUCUUUAUCUCACUUCAGUCCUGAAGGUCUGAGCGGUGGUUUUACAGGAUUGAGCUCUUUAAACAGAAGAGGAGAGAAGCUACUCACAUUCCCAAAGCAUGCCACGUGUUUCAGACUGAUGUGGUGCUCUCCAGGAAGCCUUCAGUGAUAUACACUACCAGUCAACAGUUUAGAAUCACCUUCUCAUUCAAGGGUUUGUAUUUAUUGUAAUGAUUGUAAACACUGUAGAUUAAUACUGAAGACAUCAAAACUAUGAAAGAACAUAUAUGGAAUUAUUGAAUGAACAACAAAGUGUUAAACAAAGCAGAAUCUGUUUUAUAUUUUAGAUUCUGUAAAGUAGCCCCCUUUUUCCUUCAUGACAGUUUUGCACACUCUUGGUAUUCUCUCAGUCUGCUUCAUGAAGUGGUCUCCUGGAAUGGUUUCUAAUGAACAUGAGCCUUGUCAAGAGUUCAUUUGUAGAAUGACUUGCCUUCUUAAUGUGUUUGAGACCAUCAGUUGUGUUGUUCAGAGGUAGGGUUAGUACACAAUGGAUAGUCCUAUUUGACGACUGUUGUAAUCCAGAUUAUGGUAAAACCAGAUUAUUUCAUAGUUUUGAUGUCUUCAGUAUUAAUCUACAAUGUUGAAAUUAAUUAACAUAAAUAAAAACCAUUGAAUGAGAAGGUGUGUCCAAACUUUUGACUGAUAGUGUAUGUCCAACAGUAAGUCAGUCACUUCUCAUCAGAGCUGUUAUUGUAGAAGGUUAUCUUUGGUAACGUCUUGUAAAACAAACUGGACAAAAGACAAGAUCGGGGACAGGUGGUUUACCUGAGCUCUGUCACUAAGAACAGCUGCUGCCUGUAACAAGGCCGACUCAUUCUGUGACACUGAACCAAAGAAGAGACGCUCAAACUUGAUCUGAUGUUUAUUGUCAAAGUGCAGCGCUCUUUUGUCCUUUCACUUACAGAUAUCUUUAGCAUGUGACUCGUGUUGAACUGUUCAUUGGUAGUCUAACUGGUGCUGUAUGGCUGCUAAAAACACAUCAGGUAAAUUAAGAGUGGAACAAGAUUUUUUUUAAAGUUGAAUUCCUGCAGAUUUAUCUUCUGCUUGUUCAACAGCUUGUUGUGGUUCAGUUGAACAGGCAACUUUAGGGGCUUGGAGUUAAACGUAUUACUCUUAAUUUGUUGCACUAAAGGACAAGAUUGUGACGGUAGAAUAUGCCCCGUCCAGAAGCAUCUUUCCACUGCUGUGAACUCAACAUAAAAAUCCCUCCGAUCGCCUGCUAACUCAAGGCUAGUGGCUUAAAACCCCCUGAAGAUAAGAGCAUGAUGCUGACACCAACCAAACAGCCCAGGCUUGAUCUCCAACGCCUUCAAAGCAGAGAUGAAUAAGCUUGUAGCAGCAUUAUGCAUCUAACAUAGAGUUCUGCAAUAGUAGUGUAAGUAGUGACUUUCAGCAGAGAGUAAUAAGAACAGUGAUGUUUAACUUUUCUGCUGAUUGGUCAGUACCAGGAGAGCACGACCUCAGAGACAGGGAAUCAGUGUAACACCUGUCGGCAUGCUGUGGAGGACAAACAGCAAAGAUGUCAACUGAAUAUCUCACCUUUUACUUAAAGGCUAAUCCAGUGAAACCACCGUUUGUUCCUCAGAGAUCAGCCACAGUUCCUCUCAGUAAUCCAGUAAUGUGAACACGCUGCAGCUCAGUCUGAAGAGCCAGCUCAGCCGUCGAUGUGCUCCAUGUCGCCUUUCUUUUCUUUGUUUCUGCUUCGGCUUUUCCCACGCUGUGGACAGACGGUCAGUUCCCCGCUCCAACAUCACUAAGAACCCGGAGUGACAAACAGUGGAGUGUUUAUUUCUGUAAAUACAGUAUUUAAAUAUUGUACAGAUUUUUAGCUUUGAUUCAGCAGUGUUAGAGCCGAGAGUGCGUGCUAUGUGUGCGAAUGCCUGUGUGUGCAUGAGUGUGUGUGUGUGUGUGUGUGCGUGCUUUCACAUGGACAUCUCUCAACAUUUGUUCUCUCACCAGCCAUAGCAUGAGAGGCCGAGGCGCGUCUGAUAGCGGUGUUGGCUCAGAGUGAGAGAUCGGAUGUGUCGCCUGUUGCUGUUUUUUGCAAUCACAAAAGAAACUUGAAUACCUCCGUCCUUAAGAAGCGUUUCUGUCCACGUUCACGUCCUUCUUUUUUUUUUUUAAAUGGUAGCUGAAUGUGUCCCGUUUCUUUUCCAUCUUCUUCACAGAACUUGAGCCAUGGAUUUAGCAGAGCGAUGAACUCUGCGUUACAGAACGAGGCAUUUUUAGCAAUAAUUAUCCAAUCAAACAACCCGCAUUCACAGAUCAUGAUGAAGGUGUUUUAAAGAGUGCCUCUUUUGGAUUAAAUGUGAUGUCAGUCACACGCCGUGCAUCCAUUCUCCCUCCUACAUGAUAGCUAGCUUUAUGUAGACGUGUGACUUCAGAAGUAAUCACUGAGCCUCACACUGAUCGUGAACUCAUCCAAGGCCUUUCAUCAAAACAUGGCCAGAAAAGUACAGGAGAGGAUUAGGGUCACUGAAAAAAAUGUGCUAAAUUUAGGUCCAAUAUAUAUUUUGUAUUAUUAUUCUCAGAUUAAAGUCAGAAUUAUGACUUUAAUCUCAGAAUUCUGACUUUAAUCUCAGAAUUCUGACUUUAAUCCGUAAAUUCUGACCUUAAUCUCAGAAGUAUUACUUUAAUCUCAAAUUCUGACUAUAAUCCCUGAAUUCUGACUUCAAUCUCAAAUUAUGACUUUAAUCCCUGAAUUCUGACCUUAAUCUCAGAAUUAUGACUUUAAUCUCAGAAUUAUGACUUUAAUCUCAGAAUUAUGACUUUAAUCCGUGAAUUCUGACCUUAUUCUCAGAAUUACGACUUUAAUCUCAGAAUUAUGACUUUAAUCCCUGAAUUCUGACCUUAAUCUCAGAAUUACGACUUUAAUCUCAGAAUUAUGACUUUAAUCUCAGAAUUAUGACUUUAAUCCGUGAAUUCUGACUUUAAUCUCAGAAUUAUGACUUUUAAUCCCUGAAUUAAUCUCAGAAUUAUGACUUUAAUCCCAGAAUUAUGACCUUAAUUUCAGAAUUCUGACUUUAAUCCGUGAAUUCUGACCUUAAUCUCAGAAGUAUGACUUUAAUCCCUGAAUUAUGACUUUAAUCCCUGAAUUAUGACUUUAAUCUCAGAAUUAUGACUUUAAUCCCAGAAUUCUGACCUUAAUUUCAGAAUUAUGACUUUAAUCCGUGAAUUCUGACCUUAAUCUCAGAAUUACAACUUUAAUCCAUGAAUUCUGACCUUAAUCUCAGAAUUAUGACUUUAAUCUGUGAAUUCUGACCUUCAUCUCAGAAUUAUGACUUUAAUCUCAGAAGUAUGACUUUAAUCUCAGAAGUAUGACUUUAAUCUCAGAAUUAUGACUUUAAUCUCAGAAGUAUGACUUUAAUCUCAGAAGUAUGACUUUAAUCUCAGAAGUAUGACUUUAAUCUCAGAAUUAUGACUUUAAUCUCAGAAGUAUGACUGUAAUCUCAGAAGUAUGACUUUAAUCUCAGAAGUAUGACUUUAAUCCGUGAAUUCUGACCUUAAUCUCAGAAGUAUGACUGUAAUCUCAGAAGUAUGACUGUAAUCUCAGAAGUAUGACUGUAAUCUCAGAAGUAUGACUUUAAUCUCAGAAGUAUGACUUUAAUCUGUGAAUUCUGACCUUAAUCUCAGAAUUAUGACUUUUUUCUCAGAAUAACAGUGAAAUAAAUAAAUAUAUUGGACCGUAAUUAUUAUUAUUUUUCUUCAGUGGCUCUUAUCCUCUUUUGGAGAAAAGAGCUUCACGGGCUGAUUUAAAGGGGCAUUAUUAUGAGACAACUUAUCCUCUGGCUUCCUUUGAUCUGAGUCUUCUGGGGUCCUUUAAAUGUCAGCACUGCUCUCGCUAAGAUUUGAGAGUGUGCUGUAAACUAACAAAGAGUCACUGCUGCCUGAAACUCCUUACAGGAACUCGUCUUUUAGUUCUGUGGUAUACAUUUGGGUGGAUGAUGUGCUUUCAUCGUGAGCAGGGAGAAGAUCCCUUUGGACUGAGAGACAUUAUCACUGGCUUCAAAGGAGAGAGAGUGACCCUGCAGACUCAGAUUCUUUAUGGUGUGGUUAAGAAGUUUCAUUCAAACUCAUUUCUGUGCACAGAGGGGAUUAUUGUUCCCAUUAUUUGUUGAUAACUAUUGAUUUAGCAAGUGUUUUCAGACUAAACAAUGACAACUUAGUUUGAAGCGUUCAGAGGCCCUUCAGGUUCUCAAAGAUUAAACAUCUCCAUCAAUCAUCCCGACUCCAUUCAAAUGAGAACUCUUUCUCCAGAGCUAUCGCCGUCAUAAACGCUGGUGUGAUUGGGCCCUUAAAUCCGCUUCAGCCCUUUAGCUUGCACAGUUUGUCUUGGCUUACACCCGACCCUAUCCGAACUUUACAGAGGAGGCGUUUGUUGUUUACAAGACUAGACUCGACUCUCCAAGCUAGCUGAUCAGCAUGAAGCUAGAGACGGGACUCCACGCCGUGAACACUCAUCACCCUGAUGAACUAAAGGAGAAGUGGAGGGAGGCGGUGUUUGGACUGUAUCUGACCUCUCCACGGUUCUACGAGUCGUCGUGUGUCCUAGCGUUUGCAGAUAUCAGAAUAAGCAGGUGUUAGCCCGUUUUUAAAGCCGUUUUAUUUCGACUGUGAAUUACAGCUUGUCUCGCUUUCAGUGUCAGUGUACAGAGUCGCACAAGCUGCUGUCUGCGGCACUAUCUCUGCAAUGCAUGUUUCGCAUGUGUCACAUAGGAAUGACUUAACAGCAGGCAACAAACAACAAGGUGAUCGCUUUUACUAACACACGUAUCACGGUGUGUCACUGAUGAUGACGAUGGCGUGCUGUGUUCUCCUCGGCCUGUCGCAGUGGUGGAGACCGGCGGGGCUCUGUGUAAUACUCGCCGCUCCCUGACCUGAUGGAGUUGAUGUAAACGCGGCUCACAGCAGGGCGGCUCUUCACAUAUUAAAUGAUAACUAACCUCGUAACCUUUUACUACUCCACACUUCUCUGUACUCACAACAGCCGGAUGAAGAGGAAGGCUUUAAUAACAGCACAUUGUUUCCUUGGUUACAUGGUUCUCAUGUAUCUUGUGCUACCUUGAGUAUUAUGUGAUGCACAGGAUACUGUUAUGUAGCAGCUUUAUUCAAAGCUCUGAUAAAUAUAUGAAGACAUGUUUAGCUACAGUUAGCCUUUGAUUCUUGGUGCGUGAGACACUCUUCUGCUGAGGCUGAGACGUCACAUUUUAUGACCUUUUAGUCCGGAGUCCACGGCUUCAGUGGGUUUGUUUUCAGGUAGCAGUCUAGCCAGCUUGCAUCUUGUUCACGUAUCUGCUUAACAAUAUCUAAAGUGUACAAUCAUUCAGAAGAUUUUACAGCUAAAAUGAUUGAGCUUGUAGUUAGGAUAACCUCUCUGAAACGCAACACAACGUACACUUUGUUCUCUUAGUUCCUUAUUGAUGAUGCAAAGUAGUUUUCUUUGUUUUUUUUUAUUAUCUUGAGUUACUUCAGUGUCUUGUUCUCUUGCGAUUUUCACACAGUUAUGAGUGUAUUUUGAUCAAUGCCAGAUAUUCACUGUCAGACUGUCACCAAUAAAAUGUACGUGUAUUUCAAAGAA